CAUACUGACGAUAUUGUUGGUUUUUUACACAUUGAACAUGACUGUCAUAGUUGCAUGGUGCUUUGUGUUACUGCUAACGUGUGUCUCGUCGUCCCCGACCAAGCAAGACAUAGAGGGAGCUAUACGGUUUAUGAGAGAUAUUGUAGAAAAUGCCCAGAUAAAGAAGGAGAAGAAAUACGUGCCUUUAUUGGAAUGGGCAGAACACAAGGGGGUCUGGCCGAGUUAUGUCAAGCAGUACUUUCAUGGUGACCCUGACUUGGCUUUGUUCAGGCAACUAUUUGGUGUGUUUGACAACAACAUGUUUGCCACAGCGUAUGUGAUGGAGAUUCUGGCAGAGUUCAGUAGAUAUGGAGAUAUGACGGGUUUUAAUCUGAGGGGUAUCAACGCUGGUCUAGACGCCAUCAAGGAUCACCGGGACAAGAAUGUUGCCUUCAACAAUUCUUUAAUGACGUUCUGGCCACAAGUGUAUAAUGAAUCCGUGAAGGCGUGGGACAGCAGUCCUCGAAACUUGGUGGAUCUUAUAGAGGGGAUCAAAUAUCUACCCUUAAACUGGACCUAUGCUGAGCUUGAGAAACUUGGUCUAAAGGACAUCGAGUACAUCAUGACGCGGCUUAUGAGAUCUAGAGAUGGGUACAUGUCGGUGUUUCAUGUUCCGCCAGAUUUUGAUGACACUUUUCUCAACAUCGGUCUAGGUUCAAUGCUAAAGGAAACGUCUCAUACCUUCCGAGAGGCCUCUGAUUUGUGGAUGUCCCAAAACUCUAACCUGACAUCUGUAUUUGAUGCCCUGAAGCGUUAUGCCUACAGACCAUUUUCCGGAGACCAGCGAGUCAACACGAUCGAUUCCCGGUCUUAUGUCUACCUGCGGAAGUGGCUAGAGCAGGAACAGAAAGCUGGAAACGACGUGGUCCUUGUGCCAACGUGGAUCCAGGACACUGAUGAAGUUCGGACCUGGUUACAAAAGGGGGUGAUGAUGCCAUUCAACAUUAACAACGUCGACGUCACUGUAUCCGCUAACUUCAUGUAUGCUGUAACAGCCGGCAUCAUCAAUGGUGUACUUGAACCUUCUUUGUUGGAUGACACAGACAUUCUGAAAAUCUAUAACGACACUACACGAAUGCUCGCUUUCCAAAUCCAGACUAAUUUCUCUGAUCGUGUUGACCUUGCGCUUACGUACUAUCCGCCAGUCAUAGAGUUCUACUGGUUUGUGGCCAGGACGUACAAUAAACUCCAAGAAACUCUUGACAAGACGGGAUCACUGCCACAUAAGGGGAUGGAACAGGUUCUGGAGGACUUCAAGCAGGUGCUACGAGAGUAUGCGUCACCUUGGAUCCUGGACCAGCGAAAGACUGGAAACCAGACAGGCUGGGACACCAUCUACUACGAUGACUUUCUCGGCGGUGGCGACACCACGUACGACAACAUGUCUGUGAACAACGCGGAAGACCGUAUUUUCACCAGCUCCAUGGCCCUGAACGCCUUGAUGACUAUCUGGACUACUGAGGACCAGCACACAGGGAAGCUUAUCUGGGAUAAAGAUACGCCUGCAUUGGUUCAAGAGACUGUCAAGAAGAUUGUAACAUGGCUGUAUCUAAACAGCUAUGGGGGUCAAUACAAACCCUGGAACGCGUUUUUCUCUGGUUCCAAUAAGGGCGAAACGACAUCUCCAGCUAUGUACCCAGUGAAUCGGAUCGAGCUUUUCAAUGGGACAAGGGUCCCUAUUGCUGACAACUGUAGAAUACACAGAGGGAACGAACCAUUUAUUUUUGGAGUUGAGGGAAUUAUACCUGAAGCGACGUACGAGAACAUGACAAGUAAAUGCCAUUCUCCUGUAGUGUUCCAUGGGUAUAACGACCAGGAUCGCUACUUCCCUUUCUGGAGCUCUGAUGCCUACACCUACGUUACGGCCAUGACCGGAAUGGCCAAAUAUGUCCGCACCCUUCCUGAAUAAAGCACCUGGGAAGAG
Haliotis rufescens (red abalone) is the source of this 1963-nucleotide messenger RNA. RefSeq lists its product as uncharacterized. Lineage: Eukaryota; Metazoa; Mollusca; Gastropoda; Lepetellida; Haliotidae. The transcript is spliced from 9 exons. Bases 38 to 1948 code for a protein of 636 amino acids. The record is from RefSeq and is a predicted model, not a curated record.